Camponotus floridanus (Florida carpenter ant) is the source of this 2174-nucleotide messenger RNA. RefSeq names its product cytochrome P450 9e2. The transcript is spliced from 2 exons. The record is from RefSeq and is a predicted model, not a curated record. NCBI's taxonomy places the organism in Eukaryota, Metazoa, Arthropoda, Insecta, Hymenoptera, Formicidae. Bases 289 to 1845 code for a protein of 518 amino acids. Gene Ontology annotation, molecular function: iron ion binding; oxidoreductase activity, acting on paired donors, with incorporation or reduction of molecular oxygen; heme binding.
UCAAAUUGAUAACGCGAUGAAGAUACUAUUAAAUUGUCGAGAUGUUGUUGUUAACAUCUAUUGCGUAAGCAAUAAUGACACGUGAUCAUACAUAUAAGAAGGAUCAUUCCGAUGCAGCAGCAGUCGUUCGUCGAAUCUCGACGCGUAAAGUUGUCUUCGUGUACCAUCUUUGCUAUUGAUUGCAUAAAAAAAAAGAAUAUUUGGAAUAAAAUGCAAAAGUUGAUUUAUAUUUAAUACUACGUAAUAUAUGUAUAUUUAGUGAUAAAUGCAGCAAUUUGUUUUUUCAUCAUGUUAUACAUAAUCAUUUUGACUGUAAUAGCGUGCGCUCUAGGUCUCUAUUACAUUUUUAAAGAUUUGGACUUUUUCAAGAAACAUAAGAUACCGUGUAGAACACCUUUUCCAUUAUUUGGAAAUACGAUAGAAUUGUUCUUACGUCGAGAAACGGUACUUGAUUUUGUCAAUAAUAUUUAUAAGUUACAUCCGGAAGCCAAAUAUGUCGGCAUGUUUGAUAUGACAAGUCCAAUUGUAGUACUUCGGGAUCCCGAACUUAUUAAAUCUAUCGCGUUAAAAAAUUUUGAAAUGUUUCCGCAUCAUCGCAGUUUCAUCGAGGAAGAUCAAGAUCCAUUAUUCGGCAAAAAUCUGUUUGCUCUCAAAGGGGAGAGAUGGCGACAAGUACGACCUUUACUGAGUCCAGCUUUUACAUCUAGCAAAAUGAAAAGUAUGUUUAUACUGAUGUCGGAUUGCGCCGUCAAAUUUAGCAAUUAUUUGGUGCAAAUGCCAGCAGAAAAGAAGAUAAUGGAUAUAAAAGAGGCAUUUACGAGAUACACAAAUGACAUAAUAGCUACUUGCGCUUUUGGUAUCAGCGUCGAUUCUAUGAGAAACCCGAACAACGAAUUCUACGUUUACGGCAGGGAGGCGACUACUUUCGGCACUGUCGCCGUACUAAAAUUCUACUUAUUUAGAAGCUUGCCUUGGGUGGCAAAAAUACUUAAAAUAAGAAUGGUUCGUCAAAAAAUAGCAGAUUUUUUUCAAGAUCUCGUAGAGACCACCAUAAAAACUAGGGAUGAAAAUGGUAUCGUUCGCCCAGACAUGCUGCAACUGAUGAUGGAAUCUAGAGGUAAGGAGAGCAAAGCAGAAUUGUCUAUCGAAGAUAUGGUAUCUCAAGCAUUCAUUUUCUUUUUUGGUGGUUUCGAGAGCACAUCGACGUUAAUGUGCUUUGCCGCUCACGAAAUUGCGGUGAAUCAAGACGUACAAAAGAAACUUCAAGAUGAAAUUGAUCAAGUUUUGGAAGAAUCAAAUGGAAAAGCACCCUACGAAAUAGUUAAUAACAUGGAAUAUAUGGAUGCCGUAAUUAAUGAAGCUCUCAGAAGAUAUCCGGUUGCACCAGCAUUAGACAGAGUAUGCGUGAAGGAUUUUGAAUUACCACCGACAUUGCCAGGAAUAAAGCCUUUUACUAUAAGAAAAGAACAAGGCAUAUGGAUACCAGUUUAUGGACUUCAUCAUGAUCCUCAGUAUUUUGAAAAUCCGGAAAUGUUUGAUCCUGAACGAUUUAUUGGUGAGCGGAAAAAAGAGAGCCUCAAUUGCGGAGCUUAUGUCCCAUUCGGGCUGGGUCCAAGAAUGUGUAUUGGUAAUAGAUUCGCUAUAAUGGAAACGAAAGUUUUGCUGUUUCAUCUAUUGUCACGUUGCGAUUUGAAAACUUGCGAGAAAACACGGUUACCGCUCAAGAUCGCUAAAGAUGGCUUCAAUGUGAAACCCGAAGGUGGCUUCUGGUUGAAUAUAUCACCAAGGAAAAAUAUUCAUCACAGUAUUGCUACUAAUGCUGUCAAUGGGACACGUCGACUGUAAAAUGGAGAAAACACCAAUAUCGUAAUGGACAUAAAGGACUUGUCUUCUUUAGAAGAAGAAGCAUGUUGCUGCAAUUUUGGAAAAAAAUAUUAUAUUAUUGUAUUAGAAAUAUUUUUGAUAUCCUAAAAAACAGAAUUAUUUAUAUUUCUAAUUGCUAAAAAAGGAGAGCGAGCAUAAAAAGAUAAAUGCUUAAAAAAAACGAACGCUUUUUUUUAUCUUGCAUCAUAAUUAUAUAUCAAUGUAUAAUGAGAAUCAUUUUUUACAGAUGGACGUCAUUAUUACUGUCAUAAUUAACUACAUGUUUUUAGAAUACUCUGUUAUAUUAUAAA